This is a messenger RNA of Rhododendron vialii, 786 nucleotides long. RefSeq lists its product as uncharacterized. Bases 1 to 786 code for a protein of 261 amino acids. NCBI's taxonomy places the organism in Eukaryota, Viridiplantae, Streptophyta, Magnoliopsida, Ericales, Ericaceae. The transcript is spliced from 2 exons. The record is from RefSeq and is a predicted model, not a curated record.
AUGGCUUUCUUAUGGUCUGGCACUGAACUCAAAUCCUCUUCUGCUAAAAUCAAGUGGGACUUUGUGUGCAACCCUAAGGAAGAAGGUGGUCUAGGAUUUAGAAGGAUAAAGGAAUGGAACAAAGCUACCAUGUUUAGGCAUUUAUGGGCCCUUUGCAGAAAGGCUGACCUUUUUUGGGUAAAAUGGGUCCACACCUACAUUAUUAAAGGACAGUGUUUAUGGUCCAUGGAUAUCCCUAGUGAUGCCUCCUGGACUAUUAGGAAGGUGCUUGGCCUUAAAAGCAUUGGACAACCUUUAAUCCAGUAUAAGGUUGGUAAUGGUCAUGAUUUGGUGAAAGUGUUGUCUUCAAUCUUGGCAGAUCUUUGCAUUCUAAAGUGUCCUAUAUCAUUUGUAAUGGGAACUGGAGAUGGCCAAGGUAGUGGAAUAGGGUCACUCAAACUAUCAUAUCUCAGACUCCCCCCACUUUCCAGCCAGUUUGUGGAGGACGACUUAGUUGUUUGGCUACCUCACCCAACUGGGUAUUCUGUCCACUCGGCUUGGGAAGCUAUUAGGAAUGAACUUCCUAUACAGCAGUGGCAUAAGGUUGUUUGGUUCAGUAGGAAUGUUCCUCAUUGGGCCUUUAUUUUAUGGUUGGCUAUCCAGAAUAAACUGAGUACCAAAGACAGAUUGUUCAAAUGGGGCAUGACUGUGGCAGUGGACUAUGUUUUCUAUGAUAAUGGUGAGGAGUCUCACCAUCAUCUCUUCUUCCAAUGUCUUAUGUCUUCUGCAGUUUUGCAUGCUGUUUAG